Messenger RNA from Aspergillus steynii IBT 23096, 1029 nucleotides. Its product is annotated as putative AT DNA binding protein. The transcript is spliced from 3 exons. NCBI's taxonomy places the organism in Eukaryota, Fungi, Ascomycota, Eurotiomycetes, Eurotiales, Aspergillaceae. Bases 1 to 1029 code for a protein of 342 amino acids. The record is from RefSeq and is a predicted model, not a curated record.
AUGUCGAAUCCACCGGAACGGCCAUGGACCGAGGAGGAGAAGUACACCCUGCUUACAGAAAUCCUCAAGAAGGCAGGAUUUCCCUCCAGUCAUCUGGUCAAGAUGAUUCGGGACUUCAAUAUCUCCCCCAACUGGGCAGAUAUUCCCCUCCCUCCAGGCCGCUCUAUGAAUUCCUGUCAGAUGGCAUUCGUAAACAUGGUCCAACAUGUCCAGGCAUCGGUCAAUCCAGGCAUGGGGCCUUUCCCUCUACCACGUCACGAAGCCUCGCUACCACCUGCGCCUUCAUUCGAGGGCGGCAAUGUCCGCAAGCGCCCUCUCUUCCCUGCUGACAAGCCUAUGCGUGCUCCGCGAGCAAUCCAGCCUCGCCCGGCGGGAGCGAGCACGGCGUCUCUGAGCAGCGAAAGUGGCGCGUCGGCUCUUGUCUCCCCGGGUGCGGAAAGUGUAGCGGCCAGAGGCGAGCCCCCGCGCAAACGAGGACGGCCAAGCAAGGCCGAGUCGGAACGACGCAAGGCAGCUGCCGAAGCUCGAGGCGAAACGUACCCUCCCCCGCGACGGUCUGGCUCCAGCAAGAUAAAGAUUCCCUCUGCACCAACUAGCCCCGCCGGGGUCGAGCCAUUCGCGGCUACAUUCACACCCCAGGCCACGGCCAGUCGGCCCCCGCACAUCCCCCAGCCUAAUCUACGCUACGCGCCUCCAAUCGCAAGGACGAUGGGGUUCAUUGGGCCCGGUGACGAUGAUCGGUUAAGAGACCCAGCCAAUCGCGACAUAGACCCGGCAUUGAGAGAGCUCCCUCGUCCAACGGAGAUGAGACAAACGUUACCAUCCCCACAGGCGCUGCAGUUAGGGCAUAGGGAGACUAUGGCACGAGUGAAUCCUGUCGAACGCCCUUUUGAACGACCUCAUCCCGACAGAGUUCCCUUCGCAGACCGAAGAGCCCUUCUUCACCCUCCCAGUAGGCAUCAUGACGAGCCUUCCGUGUCGAGCCCAGAGAUGUCAAUGCGCCCUUCGAGUGAAAAACGAACAGAAUAA